AUGACUUCGGUCUCAAUUCCUGGCGCCUUGCUCCAACAACAAAUUCCAAUGCUCUUAAUGCCAAAACAGCAACAGCAUACUGAGCAAACAUCUGGACUUCCAACUGAAAUCGAGAAAAAGACACAAGAUUUAAUUUUAAUGACUGGAGAUGCUGGCCCAAGAAGAUGGAGAAAGACCAAAACUGACUAUCUUAAGAAGUUAGAAACCGAUAACGGUGAUCUUAAGAGUUUAGUUGUAGAAUUGCAACAACAAAUUAGUGGUUUACAAGCUCAGAAUGAAAUUUUACGUGAUCAGCUCAGAUACUUCCAAAGUUGCCUUUCUCAAGCUGCUCCUCUUGUAUUUCAACCAAACGCAAAUCAAGAGUCCAAAUAA
Messenger RNA from Trichomonas vaginalis G3, 372 nucleotides. RefSeq lists its product as uncharacterized. Bases 1 to 372 code for a protein of 123 amino acids. Lineage: Eukaryota; Parabasalia; Trichomonadida; Trichomonadidae. The record is from RefSeq and is a predicted model, not a curated record. The transcript has a single exon.